GUGUGUGCGCGUGCGCAUGCGUGCGCAUGCGUGCGCCUCCACCGCUUGUCCUGCCGCCCCUUCCUGCCUGCCUCCUCCUCUCCUCUCAUGCCCAUCGCUGGCUGCCUCUCCCCUCCCUGCUUGUCGCUGCCUCUCCCCCGUGCCUGUCGUUGCCUCUCCCCUCCCUGGGUGUCGUUGCCUCUCCCCACGUGCGUGUCGUUGCUUCUUCCUUCACUGCAUGUCGUUGCCUCUUCCCCGCGCCUGUUGUUGCCUCUCUCCUUGGGUGUGGUUGCCUCUUCCCCGUGCGUGUCGUUGCCUCUCUCCUCCCUGGGUGUCGUUGCCUCUCCCCAUGUGCGUGUCGUUGCCUCUUCCUUCCCUGGGUGUCAUUGCCUCACUCCUCCCUGUGUGUCGUUGCCUCUUCCCCGUGCCUGUUGUUGCCUCUCUCCUCCCUGGGUGUCGUUACCUCUCCCCACGUGCGAGUCGUUGCCUCUUCCUUCCCUGCGUGUCGUUGCCUCUCUCCUCCCUGCGUGUCGUUGCCUCUUCCCCGUGCCUGUUGUUGCUUCUCUCCUCCCUGGGUGGCGUUGCCUCUCCCCACGUGCGUGUCGUUGCCUCUCCCCACGUGCGUGUCGUUGCCUCAUCCUUCCCUGCGUGUCAUUGCCUCUCUCCUCCCUGGGUGUCGUUGCCUCUUCCCCGUGCCUGUCGUUGCCUGUCUCCUCCCUGGGUGUCAUUGCCUCUUCCCCGUGCCUGUUGUUGCCUCUCUCCUCCCUGGGAGUCGUUGCCUCUCCCCACGUGCGAGUCGUUGCCUCUCGCCUCCCUGCGUGUCGUUGCCUCUUCCCCGUGCCUGUUGUUGCUUCUCUCCUCCCUGGGUGUCGUUGCCUCUUCCCCGUGCCUGUCGUUGCCUCUCUCCUCCCUGGGUGUCGUUGCCUCUUCCCCGUGCCUGUCGUUGCCUGUCUCCUCCCUGGGUGUCAUUGCCUCUUCCCCGUGCCUGUUGUUGCCUCUCUCCUCCCUGGGUGUCGUUGCCUCUCCCCACGUGCGAGUCGUUGCCUCUCUCCUCCCUGCGUGUCGUUGCCUCUCCCCACGUGCGAGUCGUUGCUUCUCUCCUCCCUGGGUGUCGUUGCCUCUUCCCCGUGCCUGUCGUUGCCUCUCUCCUCCCUGGGUGUCGUUGCCUCUUCCCCGUGCCUGUUGCCUCUCUCCUCCCUGUGUGUUGUUGCCUCUCCCCACGUGCGUGUCGUUGCCUCUUCCUUCCCUGGGUGUCGUUGCCUCUUCCCCGUGCCUGUUGCCUCUCUCCUCCCUGUGUGUUGUUGCCUCUCCCCACGUGCGUGUCGUUGCCUCUUCCUUCCCUGGGUGUCGUUGUCUCUCCCCACGUGCGUGUCGUUGCCUCAUCCUUCCCUGCGUUGCUUCUCUCCUCCCUGGGUGUCGUUGCCUCUUCCGCGUGUCGUUGCCUCUCUCCUCCCUCGGUGUCGUUGCCUCUCCCCACGUGCGUGUCGUUGCCUCUUCCUUCCCUGGGUGUCAUUGCCUCUCUCCUCCCUGUGUGUCAUUGCCUCUUCCCCGUGCCUGUUGUUGCCUCUCUCCUCCCUGGGUGUCGUUGCCUCUCCCCACGUGCGAGUCGUUGCCUCUUCCUUCCCUGGGUGUCAUUGCCUCUCUCCUCCCUGGGUGUCCUUGCCUCUUCCCCGUGCCUGUUGCCUCUCUCCUCCCUGGGUGUCGUUGUUGCCUCUCUCCUCCCUGGGUGUCGUUGUUGCCUCUCCCCACCCUGCUUCUCAUUGCCUCUCCCCUCCCUGCGUCUCAUUGCCUCUCCCCUCAGCACAGAGGAAAGGGUCCCCAAAGUAUGCAAGAACAGACAAAGUCAAUACUACAAGAAUGGCUGGGCAGGAGGGAUGUUCAUCUUCACUGUGAUAACGCCUGUGAUCAACUUUCUUAAUGAUUUCAAGGAAUAGUGACACAUCUCUCUUCCCCCCACCACCCACCCUUCCUGGGUCUCCUACGUGCUUGAUUUGAUAAGCUGUUUUGAAGAAACUCAGAUGCUCAAAUAUUGGCUAAGGAUGCUUGGAGACAUAGAGACCCUGCUCCCGAAAAAGCAGAGGGACUAAGACCCCCGGGCCACUACUCUCCUGGUGCUUAUGGACAUGACCGUAAUAUAUUUUGUGACGUGCAAGUUGGAUAU
Rhineura floridana is the source of this 2140-nucleotide messenger RNA. Its product is annotated as putative protein CRIPAK. The record is from RefSeq and is a predicted model, not a curated record. Lineage: Eukaryota; Metazoa; Chordata; Lepidosauria; Squamata; Rhineuridae. The transcript has 3 exons. Bases 27 to 1913 code for a protein of 628 amino acids.